Molecule: messenger RNA, 1512 nt
Organism: Tetrapisispora phaffii CBS 4417
Lineage: Eukaryota; Fungi; Ascomycota; Saccharomycetes; Saccharomycetales; Saccharomycetaceae
Gene: ARO9
Product: aromatic-amino-acid:2-oxoglutarate transaminase
Exons: 1
Coding region: 1-1512 (503 amino acids)
Biological process (GO): L-tyrosine biosynthetic process; aromatic amino acid catabolic process
Molecular function (GO): L-2-aminoadipate:2-oxoglutarate transaminase activity; aromatic-amino-acid:2-oxoglutarate transaminase activity; pyridoxal phosphate binding
Source: RefSeq, a predicted model, not a curated record
AUGACUAAUCACAUUUCUAAUGAGGAAUUAGAACAAAAAUUCUCUUCUAAACUAUCUAGAAGAGCAGCGUUAAGAAAACUUAUUCCAUUUUGGGAUGAUUUAGAAGAAAAUCCAGAAGAUUUAAUUGAGUUAGCUGGUGGUAUGCCUAACCCAAAGUUAUUCCCAGUUAACAGUAUAGACUUCAACAUCGUUAAUAAACCUCAAUUCGGUGAUGUAAAAACAGAGAAGGCAUCAAUUGGUUUAUAUGAGCCAAAGACUUUUCCAAUGGCACGUAGUUUCCAAUAUAUGGAAUCAAAAGGUCCACCAGCUGUGAUCAACUUUGCAAAAAGUAUCAUUGAAAGGAUUAAUAAGCCAAAAUAUGAUAAUUGGGAUUUGACUUUAGCUAGUGGUUCUAGUGAUGGUAUGUUCAAGAUUUUUGAGACUCUUUUAGAUGAAAAUUCUUCAAUUUUGAUGGAAGAAUUCACUUUUACACCAGCUGCUUUUGUUGCUAUUGCUACUGGUGCUUCGUGUAUACCUUUAAAAAUGAAAUUGAGUGAAAAUGCAGCUGAACAAGGUAUUGAUAUUGAUUACAUGGCAAACCUAUUGGACAACUGGGAAACUUCCCAAUUUAAGGAUAAACCAAAGCCAAAGAUGCUAUACACAAUUGCAACGGGUCAGAACCCAACUGGUAUGACUUUAUCAAUGGAAAAACGUAGAAAAAUUUACGAAAUAUGCCAAAAACAUGAUAUCAUUAUAUUGGAAGAUGAUCCAUACGGCUACUUGCUGUUCCCAAAAUAUGAUCCAAGUAAUCCAUAUAAAAAUUCAUACGUUGACGAUAAAGAGCUUACAGUGGCUACCUACCUUGACGAAUAUCUAGUAAAAUCAUUUUUAACACUGGAUACCGAUGGUCGCGUUCUUAGAUUAGAGACGUUUUCAAAAGUGUUUGCUCCAGGUUUGAGAUUAAGUUUUAUUGUCGGUAAUUCAUUCCUUAUUGAAAAAUUUGUUGAUUUUGCUGAUGUCUCUAGUAGAUCUCCAAGCGGUACAUCCCAAGCCAUUUUACUUGCUACAGUUAAUAAGUUUACUGAACCAUAUUUAGAACAAUUUGAUGGUGACUAUACUAAGGCUUCCCUUGAAGGUUGGUUCAAAUGGGUUAUGAGUUUGGCAAGUAUGUACACUCACAGAAGAAACGUAUUAGUUACUUCUUUAAGAGCAACAGAAGCAUUCAAGAAAGGGUACAUGACUAUUCUUGAACCAUCUGCCGGUAUGUUUAUUGACAUUAAACUUCAAUGUGAGAAUAUUGAAAAGUUAAAAGGUAAGGACGUCAUAACAAUCAUGGAUGAAUUGAACUCUAAAUUACUCGCCAAUAGAAUCAAGAUAGUUUUAGGUUACAAGAUGGCUUUAAUGAAAGAAUUUUCUAAGGACCAUUGUGACUUCUUAAGAGUUACUAUUGCCUAUGCUGAAGAUGAUGAACAAUUGGCUAAAGCAGCUCAACGUAUUGGUGAUGGUAUUGUGGAGUAUUUAGAAACUAAAUAA